UCCAACAUAUUAAUUUUCCUGGAAAAACUGAGCUUGGUGAACCGUCCAUGUGUACCGUGAUUCAUGUGAAUCGCAAGGCUCCUCUCUCUCUCUACUUUCUCUCUCUUCUCUCAAUCAGAAAGAAAGAGAAUUGAAAGUGACGAAAGGGAGAAAUGGGUCUGCUUCUUCUUCUGAUGCUUGUCUUCUCGAUGUGAUUAACCCAGCCUUUUAAAAGGGCGUGCAAUACAAGAUUGAUAAGAGUUCAGAAUUUAGAAGAAAGAAAACAUUUUUUUUUUGUUUUCUCUGUUUUUGUUUGGUUUUGAUUUGAGGUGAUGAAGAACGAGCAUCAAACGACGGCCCUUUUCGGGAUUUCACUCACGGACAGGCCUAAAUGGCAACAGUUCAUCAUCUGCUCUUCUGGCUUCUUCUUUGGCUACCUCAUUAAUGGCGUUUGCGAGGAAUACGUUUACAAUCGGCUUCAAUUCAGCUAUGGGUGGUACUUCACUUUUGUGCAAGGAUUUGUGUAUAUCAUGCUCAUAUACCUCCAAGGUUUCACCACCAAGCAAAUGGUCAACUCAUGGAACACAUAUGUCAAGCUCUCUGCUGUUUUAAUGGGGUCUCAAGGACUCACCAAAGGGUCCUUGGCUUUUCUCAACUACCCGGCUCAGAUCAUGUUCAAAUCCACAAAGGUAUUACCUGUUAUGGUCAUGGGUGCUUUCAUUCCAGGAUUGAGAAGAAAAUACCCACUUCAUGAAUACGUCUCUGCUAUGCUUCUAGUGAUAGGUCUAAUACUUUUCACCUUAGCUGAUGCUCAGACAUCUCCCGAAUUUCACAUUUUCGGUGUUGUGAUGAUCUCGGGUGCUCUUAUCAUGGAUGCUUUUGUGGGGAAUUUGCAAGAGGCAAUCUUUACCUUAAACCCAGAUACCACACAGAUGGAGAUGUUGUUCUGCUCAACAGUAGUUGGGUUGCCUUUCUUGCUUCCACCUAUGAUUCUAACAGGAGAGCUACUUAAGGCCUGGAAUUCUUGUUCUGAGCAUCCUUAUGUUUACGGGGUGUUGGUGUUCGAAGCCAUGGCGACAUACAUCGGUCAAGUGUCUGUACUAUCCCUCGUCGCUCUUUUCGGUGCUGCCACCACUGCCAUGAUUACAACGGCUAGAAAGGCUGUCACUUUGUUGCUUUCAUACAUGAUAUUUACAAAGCCCUUGACUGACCAACAUGGGAUAGGACUUUUACUCAUAUCCAUGGGAAUCAUGCUAAAGAUGGUCCCGGAAAACAAAAUCCCCACUUGGAAUACAAUUCAAUAUUCUAUUGCCAAGCAUUCAAAAUCCACUUCCAAAACAGAAAACCAAGAAAGUUUUGAAGAUGAUGAGGAGAAAAGAGCCUUGGUGUAAAAGAUCAAUGUUGCAGACUUAUUCACUAUCCGUUUUUUUUUUUUUGCUUUGCUUUUGUAGUUCUCUUUUACUUUUGUUUCAAGGUUCCUAGAAAUUUUCUCAGGCAUUUGUUUAUAUGUUUUGGUGCAUAGGGUAGGAGGAGAAGAGAGAAUUUUAUUUUAUUUUUAUUUUAUUUUUAUUUUAUUUUAUUUGUAAUUGUAUUUGGGUUUUCACAAGGAACUUUUGCAGUUGCAG
Morus notabilis is the source of this 1604-nucleotide messenger RNA. Its product is annotated as UDP-galactose/UDP-glucose transporter 4. Gene Ontology annotation, molecular function: transmembrane transporter activity. The coding region runs from base 312 to 1370 and encodes 352 amino acids. NCBI's taxonomy places the organism in Eukaryota, Viridiplantae, Streptophyta, Magnoliopsida, Rosales, Moraceae. Gene Ontology annotation, cellular component: endoplasmic reticulum membrane; Golgi membrane. The record is from RefSeq and is a predicted model, not a curated record. The transcript is spliced from 7 exons. Gene Ontology annotation, biological process: transmembrane transport.